GUUUGAAGCACGCUAUAUUGAUUCAGCUCUAAAUUUUCAUUUCCCUGUCGCCAGCAGUUUUACGAUUUAGAAAAACCAUUGAAGCAGGAUUUAAAUCUGAUUGAAGGCUUGUGGAAUGAAUGUGGAUUUAGCAAAAGCAAUUACCAGACUGUGACAGACAAUGGCGGAAGACCGAACCCCAAGAUUAACUGACUCCCCGAGAAAGACGACCUAUUUGGAUGUCACCAGAAAACUAAGUCGUACUGGAGACGAUUCUUUCGAUGCUGAUGAAUAUGCAAAUGCGUAUUACAAUUUUCAAGACAGACGAGGAUCAAGCCAGUCAAUAUCGAGAUACAAUUCAUGCCCGCAACUUGCGGAGGCUGAUGCUGAAAUUGCUGAGUCAUACGAGCGAACGGUAGAUGAUAUAGACACGAAUAAAAGUGCUAUUGACCGCGAAAUGCAUUGCGUUGUUGUUCAAGGACCAUCCCCAUUAUUUCGCAGAAGAAGUUACCUUGAAAACGGUGAAGUGUCGGAAACGCCAACACCACCAUCAACACCAAAAAGUAGACGCAGUAUCAUUUCAUCACGUGAUUCUUUAUUAUCGUCUCCAGACAAAACGUUCGUGUCGUCACCAUUAGCCUCCCCACGCCUACUGCUUAGGAAACAGCUCGUCCAAAGUGCAUUAAGCAGAGAUUCGUCAAUUGACAGUUUGAAUGACAAGGUCACCGUUGAUUGCUCUAAGAAAUUACCACUCAGUAGGGACAAUUUAAACAAAUUCGACGAAAUAAAAGCUAAUGAGACUGAGACAACAUGUUCUGGAAAGGACGUAAUAAGAAAGCAAGGAAGCGUCCGUAUUAAACGUGCGUCUGGGCAACCAGACGGUGUAGAAAGUGUGAAUAAGUGUGAAACAUGGCUCCAGACGCUUCACAUUGCUCAGCACGAUAAGGUCAAAUCGAGAAGUCACAUACAGCUGCCGCCUAUUUGAAACAUUGAGAAAUAAACUGGGCAAUUCUAUAUUAAUAAAGCUUAAGCUUGAUCAGUUUGAUAUUAUCUGAAAAAAAUGUUGUGCUCACAAAUUGAAAUGUUAAAAUUUAUUGAUUAACCAGAUUUAAAAAGAUGGCUCGUAAAGAUUAUGUCACAGUUAACCCAUGAAAAAAUGCUAAAUUUUGGAGCAAUAGACAAAAUCGAUCUCUGCAUACAAAAUUGGUGCAUUUCUCAAUGAAGUCUAUGUAUAUUCAUCUUUGUAUUGCCAUGAUCCUUUUGUCUUUUAACAAAAUCUUCGUUAAAUGUUUGGCUACUGGGCUGGUCCAUGAAGUUGACAUUCUAUUACUGAUGACACUCACGUAAUGGUGUAGUAAUAUUAGAUUGUUCAUAUUCUAUGUACAAGGUUGUCAACAAAUUGCUUUAUGUCCUGUAACUGUCCCAUUAAACCAGUUUUAUAUUGGAACAGCGAGGGUGAGAGUGCUCUUGUGGUUAAGGUGUCCACCUUAAUAGAUCUCUGCCCUAUGAACGUUCUCAUGGCCUCUAAAAAUGACUUUACUAGUGGCAAUGACGUCAAUUGAUAUCGUUCGAGGUGGUUCAGCUAUAUUAACCCAACGUUAUUUACUAGUAACAAUAACUAAUGAUUUGACGGGAGGUCAAUGCUAUAUGAAGUUAACAUGUUAAGAGCAUGGUUAUUUAAGUCUUUAGAUACGAAAAGUCAAUGAAAUAUUGAAAAACCCUCUUUUGUGUAAGUACAAAUUGUCAAACUUCACAUUAACAUACUAAAGUUAUUACUCACAACUAGAUGCUUCUGUGUACACGUUGAGUUUAACAUAUGAUAAAAAAUCGGAAGAAAUUUAAAAAGAACCUAAAAAUCCUCGUGUAUGAGAGCACAGAAUAAUUGCUGUUUAAUAUGAGGUUGUGCCUGGCGUUCAGUACCAAAAUUAAAUCAAGUGUUGGAAUUGGAAAUCAUUUUUUUGAAUAGUGUAACGCAUACCUGGUAUGCUUUCAGUGACAUUUUGUUGGAAUUGGUAAUAAAGAACUAG
Messenger RNA from Mya arenaria, 2006 nucleotides. RefSeq lists its product as uncharacterized. The record is from RefSeq and is a predicted model, not a curated record. Lineage: Eukaryota; Metazoa; Mollusca; Bivalvia; Myida; Myidae. The transcript is spliced from 2 exons. Bases 161 to 964 code for a protein of 267 amino acids.